Messenger RNA from Esox lucius (northern pike), 884 nucleotides. It is a transcript of the gene aicda, whose product is annotated as activation-induced cytidine deaminase. The transcript is spliced from 5 exons. Gene Ontology annotation, molecular function: RNA binding; cytidine deaminase activity. Gene Ontology annotation, biological process: cytidine to uridine editing. Gene Ontology annotation, cellular component: cytoplasm; nucleus. NCBI's taxonomy places the organism in Eukaryota, Metazoa, Chordata, Actinopteri, Esociformes, Esocidae. Bases 54 to 695 code for a protein of 213 amino acids. The record is from RefSeq and is a predicted model, not a curated record.
CUCAUCAUUCUUGCCCGCCUGAUUGAUUGUGUUGAGACAAAUUAGGCGUUGAAAUGUACAACAAAUUUGACAGUGUGCUGCUGGCCCAGAAGAGGUUCAUCUACAACUACAAGAACGUGCGUUGGGCCAAGGGCCGACACGAAACCUACUUGUGCUUUGUGGUGAAGAGGAGGAAUGGACCUAACUCACACUCUUUGGACUUUGGACACCUGCGCAACCGGUCCGGGUGUCAUGUUGAGGUCCUGUUCCUGCGCCUCCUCGGGGCGGGGGCCCUGUGUCCGGGCCUGUGGGGCUAUGGAACCCCAGACAGUGGGGGGCUUUGUUACUCAGUCACCUGGUUCUGCUCCUGGUCCCCCUGCUCAGACUGCUCCUAUAGGUUGGCCCAGUUCCUCAGCCAGACCCCCAACCUUCGCCUCAGGAUAUACGUCUCCAGGCUCUACUUCUGUGACCUAGAGGACAGCCUAGAGAGAGAGGGGCUCCGACUUCUGCAGAGAGCUGGGGUGAAGAUCACUAUUAUGGGCUAUGAAGAUUAUUUCUACUGCUGGCAUACCUUUGUGGCGUGCAGAAAUAGCCUGUUCAAGGCUUGGGACGGUCUGCACCAGAACUACGUUCGACUGGCCAGGAAACUCAACCACAUCCUCCAGCCUGGUGAGGCAGAAGAUUGGAAUGAUGCAUUCGAGAUCCUGGGACUGUGAACCUGCCUCUCACUGACACUGUCAUAGACAUGGAUAGGCUAUAUCGAUGUCAUGUACAUCCUUGCACUGGUGCUAUCUGCCAAUGUUCUACUGUAAGGACUACUUCCAUCACUGUGAAAAAUGGGAAAACUUGAAUAGGUCAACUGUAUACUGUCUGAAUGCUCUGUGAAUAGCAUUUUAAUUUGCCUA